Herpailurus yagouaroundi (jaguarundi) is the source of this 2438-nucleotide messenger RNA. RefSeq names its product protocadherin gamma-B7-like. The transcript has a single exon. Lineage: Eukaryota; Metazoa; Chordata; Mammalia; Carnivora; Felidae. Gene Ontology annotation, cellular component: plasma membrane. The record is from RefSeq and is a predicted model, not a curated record. Gene Ontology annotation, molecular function: calcium ion binding. The annotation marks the transcript as partial. Gene Ontology annotation, biological process: homophilic cell-cell adhesion.
ACAUAGUCUGAACAGUUAGGAGCUGGCAACCAAAAUCUUGGAGAACAAAAGGAAAGGUUACCUUUGAAACUUGAGAUUAAGAAGAUGGUUAUUUUGAUUCAGAGGUAGUGAUAAACUUCUAUUAAGGUACAACAUGUGGUCCAGUUAAAUAGAAGGAUAAAAAUAAAACACUCUCACGUUUUGCAUGUCAUUAAAUUCCUAUGGUACCUACUAGGGUAUACUUUUAUAUUGUUAUGGUGAAAGUGUAAAACACUUGAUAAUCCUUUUAAAAAAUUUCUUUUAUAAGGAGCAAGGAAAACUAUAUAUCUUUGGUCAACCUCCUCCUGAGUAUGUCCUAUAUAGAUUUGAGCUCUCCUCCAGUUUCCUCUGGAAAAAUUAGGAGGAAAAUUAUCUGCACAUCAGAUUGAAAAUAAUACUGGGGGUUAGUUCAUGGCUGCAAAAAUUUCCCCAUAUCACUUGGUGAGGCUGUUUUACCAUGUGGUCUAUGUUCUAAAUCUGGAGAGAAGACUUGGCUUUGUUCUUCCAGUAUGUGCAUUGCCUCUGAUUAGAAGAAGAUAAACUUUUCUCAUACUCGGUUAAUGGCUCUUCUAUAGAAUCAAAUCUCUAAUGAAUCUUCUUUGGUAGUAAACACUGGAAAAGAGACACAUCCAAAACUCAUAUAUUGCCUUGUUCUGUAUACCUGAGUCCAACAAAUCUGACAGAAUAGCAAAUCCCAUUGUUUGCAAGGCUUUGGACUGCAAUUUUCUAAGUAGACUCUGAGCGCCGCUGUUGGCCAAUGCGCUGCAAGAGCAGGAGUCCACGAUCUACCUAAGUGAUUUUCUGCGCAGUCACGGAAGCAAGUCUGAAAGGAGAUGAAGCCCACACAUAGACUCUCUGCUCGGCAAAUGAUUUUGGAAUACAGAUUGGGAUGCCUUGAAACUGAAGACAUUGAGUUUUCUACGUAUUGGCAGUAACUAUUUUAAACACAAUUUGUAAAGCAUCUUCUCUUAACAUCAGAGGCUGUGGCAGCGCAGAAAAGGAUGGGAACUAGGGCGAAGCAGAGGAGCUAUACCCGGCAGCGGCAAGUACUCUUUCCCUUCCUGCUGCCUUUGUUCUGUGGGGGGCUCUCUGAGCAGAUCCGCUACUCUAUUCCAGAAGAAAUGGCCAGGGGCUCAGUGGUAGGAAACCUUGCUGAAGACCUGGGGCUGCAUGUACAGGAUUUAUUGACCCGCAACUUCAGAGUUAGUGCAGAGAAACAAUACUUUACCGUGAACACAGAGAAUGGCAACAUACUUGUGAGUGACAGAAUAGAUAGGGAGUUGCUCUGUCCCCCAAACCCUCUGUGUGUCCUGCCCUUAGAGAUUGUGGCAGAUAAUCCUCUAAAUGUUUUUCACAUAUCUGUGAGGAUAGAAGAUAUAAAUGACAAUCCACCUUAUUUCCCCCAAAAUAGCAUUGUUUUAAAAAUCAAUGAACUUGCAAUUCUUGGAACUCGAUUUGGUUUGGAAUCUGCUAUAGAUGCAGAUGUAGGACCUAACUCUCUCCAGAAUUACCAACUCAGCUAUAAUGAGUAUUUCUCUCUGAUGGUGAAGGAUAAGACCGAAGGCAAGAAUGCCCCAGAAUUAAUAUUGGAGAAGCCGCUGGACCGGGAACAUCAGAGCUCCCAUCUUCUGGUCCUGACCGCAGUGGAUGGAGGUGACCCAGUCCGAAGUGGCACCGUUCAAAUCAAGAUUGAGGUCACCGAUGCCAAUGAUAACCCCCCAGUGUUCAGUCAGGAUGUGUACAAAGUUAACCUUCCAGAGAACUUGCCCUCAGGCACCUCUGUGCUAAAGGUGACAGCCAUCGACCAGGAUGAGGGCAUCAAUGCAGAGAUCACCUACUCCUUCAAAACAGUAAGAGAUAUUGGAAAUAUGUUUAUGCUUGACCAUCAAAGUGGAGAAAUUAAAUCCAAAGGUCCUAUAGACUUUGAAAACAGUAGUAGUUAUACCAUGAGUAUAGAAGCCAAGGAUGGUGGAGGCAUGGCCACUGAAUGUAAAAUUAUAAUAGAAAUUUUAGAUGAGAAUGACAAUGCCCCAGAGGUCAUUUUCACUUCGGUGUCAAGUUCCAUAACUGAGGACACAGAACAGGGGAUGGUGAUUGCUCUGUUCAAAACACAUGACAAAGAUUCGGGAGAAAAUGGAGAGGUCACAUGCCUCAUAAAAGAAAAAGUUCCUUUUAGAAUUGAAUCUUCUGCCAAUAAUUACUACAAACUUGUAACAGAUGGGGCCCUGGACCGGGAGAAGACCCCUGUGUACAACGUCACCAUCACAGCUACUGACAGGGGAAAGCCGCCUCUUUCCUCUAGCUCAAGCAUCACUGUGCACAUCGCAGAUGUCAACGACAAUGCGCCCAUUUUCGAACAGGCGUUCUAUAUGGUCCACAUUGCCGAGAACAACCCUCCAGGAGCCUCCAUCGCCCAAGUC